AUAAUAGACUAUAUGCAGUUUGAGCAUCGAGUCAAGUGUUUUUGUUGAUGUGCCCAUUGAUAUUGUGAAGUAGCCAAGCAGCGCGCCAGUGAGUGUUAUUGUAUAAUUAGCAGAAUGCGCAAUUGUUUGCCAAAAAUUUUUCGAACCAAAUCGUCGUCAACGAGAGCUGCUGCCUCCGUCGCCAAUUCAAACGAGUCCGACGCGGACUCCGAUGCGGAGCGCUAUGUCAUUGCAAAAACAACAACAACAAAUGCAACGAGAAAAAAAUUUCCGACGGCAUCUGAUCAAGUGCUUGAUAAUGGCAACAAAAAGCAGCAGCAGCAGCAGCAACAGCAGCAGCAGCAACGGCGACCAGCCAAGGCGACGACAAAGACAACGAGAACAACGGCAAUAACAGCAAAAAAGUCGUUGCCAGAUGACGUCGAUAAGAGCCGGCUGAUAAGCGCUGUUAGCACAGCUAAUUCUAAUGGCUUGGACUUGAAGCAAAGCGACAGCACCACCAGCAGCAGCAGCAGCAGCGGCAGCGGCAGCGGCAUCAUUCAAACAGCGACAAAUGGCAGCAUUUUGGCCUCGGAAAUGAAAGUAGUUGGCGGUGAAAUCUCUUUGCCAGUGCCAGUGCCAGUCACACAGCUGACGGGCAACAGCUCCAGCAAAACACCCGAGCAAAUGGAAUUGGAGUACGAGGCCAAUGUGGCAGCGGAGGGCAGGGAUAUAAUGACGCCGCUGUUGCGCAAUACAAGGUCGUUGAACAUGGCCUUCGGUGGUGGUGGUAUUGGUGGUAGUGUUGCCCCUGGCCCAGGUGGUGGAGUCGGACGCAUUUUGCAGCCGGAAAUAGUCGAGGCCAUACGCAAUUUGGACACGCAGGCAUUGCGUCUGAACAACCUCACACUCGAGGAUAGAAUCAGGCUAACGCAACAGCAACAGCAACAGCAACAGCAGCAGCAGCCGGAUGAUGGCGAUGAUUGUGUGGUUUUGCGUCCCAAAGUUUUCACCUUCGACCGCCAGUGCCACAGUUUAUACGAGCGACGUCUCCACAAGGGACCCAAACUGCGUCUUUGGGUCGGCAGUGGCAAGAAGCCAGCGACUCAAAGUGACGAAGAUGAGUUCAAAACAUUUCAGCGAAAUCUCAUGGACUUGAAAUAUCCAACCGUGCUACCACCGAAUCCUCAACUUAAGGCGCUUUUAGUUUUUCACAAAUCGGAUAGCAUCUGCGAAGUAAUCACCUUGGCGUGUCAGCGUCAUCAACUGGACGUAACGCUGGUCAAAUCCAAGGAGGAGGCACUGGAAACUCUGCACAAGUCAUAUGCCACAGCGCAAUGCUAUCACCUAAUUAUAAUUGAUGCGCGCUCCACAAAGGGUCUCGAUGCCGAGCACAUUGCAAGAGCCAUACGUCACACACAUGGACAUCAUUUAACGACAAUAAUUACGGUCUGCAAGAAGAGUUUCUUUGAAAAGGAUGACGCACUUAUUGCUCUAUUGGACGCUGGCGUUAAUAGAUGCAUAGCCGAGACGACCAACUUGGCGAUGUGCAGCGUGGAAAUGAAGCAGAUUCUGCACUCGAUCAUCCGGCCGCAUAAUGUUAUGUCCACCCAACAGGCACUGUACACGGCCCUGCACCGACUGAAGGAGGUGGUGCUCAUCACGGACGACGUGUAUCGCAUACAGUAUGCGAAUCGGGCCACCGAGCGGCUCCUCAACAUGCGGCUGGACGAAAUAAUUAGCAAGCCAUUAGCCGACAUCUUCCACACCGACCUUUCCAUCAUCAGUGAGCAGGGCAGGAGCAUCAAGGAGUUCGAUGGCAUCCUAACGGUGCGCCGUAAGGGCCUCCAGGAUGGCAUUCCCAUGCAUGUUCGUGUCGUGCCCGUGGCCUGCAUUGGCAGUGCACCAACUCAUCUGAUUUUCAACUUUGAUGUGCCCGGUGGCGGGUUGGACUUUAUUGCUACGCUGCCGCAGCCAAAGGAGGCGCCGCGCGGCUCUCUGCACUCGGUGCGUCGCUGCAGCUUCGAUGUGCGCUCAAUUGCCUCCGAUGGACUGCGUCGCACCAGCCUGGCCAAGCUGACGUCCCUGCCCCUGGAGGCGCCCAUUACCAAAAUAAUCAAUUUACUAUCACAAGUACAGGAGAAUUGUUCAGCCGACGAGGCACGUCUCAUAGACAAAGUGUUGGAGUUCCUCAAGCGCGAGGGACUCUACAGUCCCCAAAUGAAGGAAAUACGCACCGAUGAUCCCACAGCUACCGAUCUCAUUGGCGCCCUACUAACGGGUCCCAGUGUCUACUCGUCGCGCCGCAGCUCAAAUGACUCCAUUAUCCGCACGGGCAACUCCACUCGGACGGCCACCAUUGUGCCAGCCAAGAUGAAGGCCAAUCCCAUUAUUAUGGAACUACUUGAAGAAUCUCUUAGCUGGGACUUUGAUAUUUUCAAAUUGGAAGAGAUCACCGACUACCAUCCGCUGCUGUACUUGGGCAUGGAAAUAUUCCGGCGCUUCGACGUCUUUGCCACACUGAACAUUGAUGAGAACGUGUGCAAAGCCUGGCUGGCAGUUAUCGAGGCGCAUUAUCACAAAUCCAACACAUAUCACAAUAGCACACACGCGGCGGAUGUGAUGCAGGCGACAGGUGCAUUCAUCACGCAGCUGAUCAACAAGGAUAUGGUAAUGGAUCGAAUGGAUCAGGCAACGGCCUUGAUUGCGGCAGCGGCACACGAUGUCGAUCAUCCCGGCCGCUCAUCCCAAUUCCUGUGUAACUCGAACAAUCCGCUUGCUGUCUUGUACAAUGAUCUAACGGUGCUGGAGUCCCAUCAUGCGGCAAUCACUUUCAAGCUGACAUUGGGUGACGACAAGAUCAACAUAUUCAAGAACCUGGACAAGGAGACGUACAAAUCGGCGCGCAGCACAAUUAUCGAUAUGAUAUUGGCUACGGAAAUGACGCGUCACUUUGAGCACUUGGCCAAGUUUGUGAGCGUCUUUGGCAGUGAGGUUGAGCCGCGUGAGCUCGUGCAGUCGGAGGAGGAGACCUCGAUACUCAUGCGCCGCAUGCUGAUCAAGGUGGCGGAUGUGAGCAAUCCGGCACGUCCGAUGCAGUACUGCAUCGAGUGGGCACGUCGCAUUGCCGAGGAGUACUUUAUGCAGACGGACGAAGAGAAGCAACGGCAUUUGCCCAUCGUGAUGCCCAUGUUCGAUCGUGCCACCUGCAGCAUACCAAAGAGCCAGAUUGGUUUCAUCGAAUAUAUUAUACAGGACAUGAUGGAGGCCUGGGACAGUUUUAUUGAUAUGCCUCAGCUUAUAACGUGCAUGAAGAUCAACUACUCACAGUGGAAGAAAUAUGAUGAGCAGGGCGUUAAUACGCUUGCCGAUAUUAUGGCCAAGCAGCCGCCUGUGGGCAACAAUAAGCCGUCCAAUUCCAAAUAGCAUACGGCUUUCCGGAGGAUAUUCUCGGGUCUACUGAAGCCGUUGCCGGCACAGGCGCCUGCCACAUCCACAAUUGGCGAGAACGAAAUGGAGGAUAUGCUCUAGUGCAGGCACACCCGGCCCCAGAGACGUGGCUUUCGUCGCAGUCUCUCGGCAUAGGUCACUCAUCCUUCUUGUUGAUGUUGAUGUUGAUGUUGUUCUUGUUGUUAUUGCUGUUGUUGUUGUUGUUGUUGUCAUUGUUGCAUACAUAUCUCGACUAAAUAACGCUUCCAACCAAAUGCAGUCUGUAUGUUUGGCGUGUGUUUGUGGCUAAAAUCAUUGGGUGCCCAAAAGGGUACCUGCAGCAAUACACCCAACAAUCCACACAAGAAACAACAAACAAACAAACAAACAACAAAACUGUCGCAAAUGUUUGAAGAGCAAAUGAAAACAAAACAAAGAAAAACAAAAAAAAAUAUUGGGCUGGACUCAAAAUUUAAUAUUUAAGUAACAUCACAAAAACAAGAAAGCUAAAUUUCUAUGUAUAUGUUAAACAGUAUGUGCGCUAUUAAAUGUCAGUGUGUGUGUGUGUUUGUGUGUGUGUGUGUGUGAGUGUGAGUGUGAGUGAGUGAGUGAGUGUGAAUGUGCACUUCUGCAUGUCAUAAGAUAAUAAAUACAAGUCUACAUAUAAAAACAACAACAACAACUAGCUAAAAUUGUCGCAUAUUGUUGCCUCCAACAAUAUGGCGUGCGCUCCAUCGAGUACCUAAAACGGUAUCACAGCAUAGGCAACAAAAUGGCGUCGUUGCCAUUGCACACAUACUAAUACAUAAGACGUAUGUGUUAUCCACUAUACCAUCGCCACCCCCCCACCCCUCGCACACAAAGACAAUCUCUAUAAAAAAAAAGAAGGAAAAAUACAACUAUCAAACUACUUUUAUACUAAGAAUCUAACCUACUAAAUGGCUUUAGCCAGGCACAUGUUUUCCUAUAAGCCUCAACUAUCGGUCGAUCAGACAAAAAUUGAAAAUUCGAUGGGAUCACUAUUUAUUAACAGAUCUUUAAACACUAACUAGGGGGUGGAAUUAACGACAACAAACAAAAAAGAAACAAAAAACAAGGUGAAUUUUUACAUAAAUCAAUCAAUCAAACAGGACAAAACUGUUUUAUUUAUGUAUAAACAUAGAUAAAUUGCAAACACAUAGCUAGAUGACAAGUAAACGCGAUGAGUGUGUGUGUGAGUAUGUGUGUGAGUGUGAGUGUGUGUGUGUGUGUGUGUGUGUGUGUGUGUGUGUGUGUGUGUGUGUGUGUUUCACUGCAUGGAUUACCAGGGACAUUCAGUUGUUUGGGCAGCGCAAACGAACUAAUGCUAGAAUUACAUAUAUGUCUAGAUACAUGUAUUUGAACUAAUGUACAACUACCAGUUUGAUUAGCAAAAGCAACAACAAUUCGAAUCCAUAAAUGUAACAUGCGAAAUUCUAUGGGGGACCCUUUCUACUACUACCUUUUAUCUAAUACCUAAAACAAACACUAUGAUUACUGUUGACGUUUGACAAAAUCAAACGGAAGGCAAAAAUGUAUAAUUAAGUGAAUCCUUUUUGAAAUCUUUUUUAUCUAAUUGACUGAACAAAUUACAUAUUAUAUAUAACAAGUAAAUUAAUACGAAUCGAUAAUACGUUCUUGUUAAAAGGCAAACAAAACAAAAAAAAAGUAAUACAGAUAUAUUAUAUACAUACCUACAAAUCAGAGCAAAUGCAAAAUAAUAACUAUAUAUAUACAACAUAAACGAUAUAUAUAUAUAUAAAAUUUAUACAACUUUUACGAAGCAUAAGCAUAUUCAAAGGAUAUAUUUAUAUAUUAUUAUAUAUAUGUAUGUAUGCAUGUUUGUUUGAAUGCGUGUUUGUGUGCGUGUGUGUGUGUGUGUGUGUAUUGGACACAACAUGGUCAUUCAGUCACACUGUUAUUUGUAUCUGUUAUUGACAUUUAUGCUAUGCCUACAUUUUUGAUACAGUUUACACACAUCCCAAAAAAAAAAAAACAAACGAGAAACAACCAAGCUAAAACCGGAUCUAGCCGAUCUCCAAUUUGUGAAAAGUACUCCAAGAUUCCAGCUCGAAUCGAUAGCUCGUGAGUGCGCAGACCCACCUUCCAGGCCAAAUUUGUACACAAAGUCAUAUAUAUAUAUAUAUAUAUAUACAUAUACGAGUGUAUAAUGUAUGC
Drosophila grimshawi is the source of this 5604-nucleotide messenger RNA. RefSeq names its product high affinity cAMP-specific and IBMX-insensitive 3',5'-cyclic phosphodiesterase 8 (gene Pde8). Gene Ontology annotation, molecular function: 3',5'-cyclic-nucleotide phosphodiesterase activity. The record is from RefSeq and is a predicted model, not a curated record. Bases 115 to 3405 code for a protein of 1096 amino acids. The transcript is spliced from 16 exons. Gene Ontology annotation, biological process: regulation of DNA-templated transcription; positive regulation of ERK1 and ERK2 cascade; signal transduction. NCBI's taxonomy places the organism in Eukaryota, Metazoa, Arthropoda, Insecta, Diptera, Drosophilidae.